This is a messenger RNA of Anguilla rostrata (American eel), 2009 nucleotides long. RefSeq names its product modulator of smoothened a (gene mosmoa). The record is from RefSeq and is a predicted model, not a curated record. Gene Ontology annotation, cellular component: ciliary membrane; Golgi apparatus. Bases 923 to 1426 code for a protein of 167 amino acids. The transcript is spliced from 3 exons. Gene Ontology annotation, biological process: negative regulation of smoothened signaling pathway. Lineage: Eukaryota; Metazoa; Chordata; Actinopteri; Anguilliformes; Anguillidae.
AUUAGAACUCCCCCGAACGCGAGGAUUGAGGAGGGCUGUUGUGUCUGUGGAACGCGCUGCGUGCUGAUGCUAGGUGUAGUGAGCUGUUUCAAAGGGAAACGGGGAGGUACAAUUCCCCGAUGCAAUCACUGCACCGGAUGCACGUUUAUAGUCACAGAUAAAUAUUGUCCUGUGUAAAGCGUACGCUUCUAUGACUGCUCGCUUUAUUGAUGCAACUGGCUAAUUUGCUAACGGGUCCGUGCAGAUGCCAUUCCAGCGGAGGAAAAGGGGACAUGAAUACGCAAGACAGUAUGGCUUUCCCUCUUCCUGUAGGAUGUGUUGAAAACACAGAAACGGCACAGCUGUACGCCUUUUAACUUACUCGGAUAUCUGUUUUCUUCUUGAACAAGAAUACUUUACUGCUUUAAUGCGCUCGCACGGGUGGAUUCUGAUGUAUUGACAGGGCCGCUGUCCGACCCGCACGGCUCGGCUCGGCUCAGUGAGUCUGCAGCUAGCUGGAUCCAAGGAGCUGGAGUGCGCUGGGGCCUCGGUUUUAUAAUACACAUUUUGGGAGCUCUUGGAGCUUACCAAGGGAAAGGGUCGGAGGCCAAUCCCCCGGUGACAGAUGUGACAUUGGGGAGAAAUCAUUGUCCUUUUUGUUUUGUCCUUUUGUUAUUUUGGAUUUGAAUGGCAUAUUCGAGUUUCUGCAAGCGAGGCGAAAGCCGUGAUGAUGGAAUGAUGGAGGGUUGAAUCUCAACCAUUCUAAUACGUCUAGAUGGGGCGAGACAGAACUGAUGAACCCUAACGUUAGCUAGUUCUACCCCCAAACCAACACCGCUAUCCGAAUUGGGGAAAACGGACCCACUCUCCACAUCUGGAUAUAUCUACACUUCUCUCUGUCUCUCUUACCCAUUUCAAAACCCCCCAAAGGCAUUCAUAAAACAUGGAUAAACUCACUAUAAUCUCAGGGUGUCUGUUCCUUGCAGCCGAUAUCUUUGCCAUCGCAAGUAUUGCAAAUCCAGAUUGGAUCAACACUGGAGAAUCAGCAGGUGCUCUGACGGUGGGCUUGGUGCGGCAGUGCCAGACAAUCCACGGGCGCGAGCGGACCUGCAUCCCUCCACGGCUCCCGCCGGAGUGGGUGAUCACGCUGCUCUUCAUCAUCAUGGGCAUCGUCUCCCUCUCCCUCACCUGCGGCCUUCUCAUCGCCUCGCACUGGCACCGCCACGCCACCAAGUACGCCCGCUGGAUCGCCUUCACCGGGAUGAUCCUGUUCUGCAUGGCCGCCCUCAUAUUCCCCAUCGGCUUUUACAUCAACGAGGUGGGAGGGCAGCCCUACAAGCUGCCCAACAACACGGUGGUGGGGUCCUCCUACGUCCUCUUCGUGCUCUCCAUCUUUUUCACGAUAGUCGGACUGCUGUUCGCGGGGAAAGUCUGCCUGCCCGGCUGACGGUGCUCCUCCGGUGACGUCUGUUUGAAAUUCCAGCGGAGAGGGGCUUCUGUGAAGACCGGUAUUUCAGAAUGACCAUCAAAGCAAAAAGCACAAAAAAAAUCAAACAGAACAAAAAGGGCCUAACGAUGAGCCCCGCGGCGCCGCAGAGCAUGACCCGGGCAGCAGGGGGCGUGGGCACGCCCAAACGCACUGCCAGCUGUGUGGUUGCCAUGGCAGCUGCUCCUGCACUGUGACAUCACACAUUCAGAGGACCUGUAUUUCACUAAUGACACAUUUGUAAUUAUAUAUAUAUAUAUAUAUAUAUAUGUAUAUAUGUAUAUAUAUAUAUGUAUAUAUAUUUAUAUAUAUAUAUGAAUCUUUUACCCUCUUCCUCAACUGUUCCUUUUCGUGUUUAUUAUGGUUUUUAUGAUUAGUAUUAUAUUUGGGUCCCUGUAUUCACAAAAGUAUGUCGAGAAAUCCUCCGAGUAUUGACCCACUGAAGUGCCACCUCUACUGCCCCCUGGUGGCAGCUCAGGAAACAGGCUGUGCAAAGGCUGCAGUACCUGGUAGAUUCCGGGGUGGGGGUGGGGGGGGCGGGGUC